This is a messenger RNA of Penicillium lagena, 2196 nucleotides long. Its product is annotated as putative MFS transporter Fmp42. The coding region runs from base 1 to 2196 and encodes 731 amino acids. Gene Ontology annotation, cellular component: fungal-type vacuole membrane. The transcript has 3 exons. The record is from RefSeq and is a predicted model, not a curated record. Gene Ontology annotation, biological process: transmembrane transport. Lineage: Eukaryota; Fungi; Ascomycota; Eurotiomycetes; Eurotiales; Aspergillaceae. Gene Ontology annotation, molecular function: transmembrane transporter activity.
AUGUCUCUCAACCGCAUCCCCUUCCUCGAGGCCUGGGAGCACAGCCGGUACCCACGCGGCCGGCCGGACGGCGAUUUGGAAUCGGACGAAGGGUCAGACGUCUACCAAGACCUGCCCGACUCGCCGCUCUCCUCGUCAUUUCCCUCAACGUACUCCCGUCUGAACUUCAAUCCCUAUGCGGGCCCCGGCUGGACCGAAUCCGUCGUCGAUGAGGAUGACCAUAAUGAGCGGCAGUCGACCUUUUUGGGGUUGUCGCCCACGACCACGCGCGAGAGCCAUGUCAAUAUCCAUGUCCAGGGACAUGUGGAUCCUCGCCGAAACUACCCGGUAGUGCCAGAAUAUGAUUAUGAGUCGGCCGGUCAGGGCGAGGCCCAAGUGGGGUUCAAAGAGCCGCAAUGGGCUGUGGAUGAGACACUGGGGGCGUUUGAAGUGAGCCCUGCGAAGAGGAUUGCACAGGUGUGUAUCGCAGUAAUCUACUGCUUCCUCGCAGCGGGAAUAGUCUUCGGCUUCGCAGCUCUGAAACCUAUUCUUAUUCGCGAGAAAGUAUACCGCAACCUUUGCUCCCGGGCGGAGCUGGAUGAGGAUGUGAGCGUGUGUAAUGGGCAGCAGAUCAGGUUGAACCUGAUGUUCACCAUCGCCGCUGUAGUAACAAAUAUCUCCGCGCUACCUGUAGGAACAAUCCUAGAUGCAUACGGUCCACGAGUAAGCGGACUCAUCGGCAGUGGAUGCCUAGCAAUCGGCGCGCUUCUCUUCGCCUUCGCGGCGAAAAUGCCAUUCGACGGGUACAUCCCGGGGUAUUUGUUCCUGUCGCUAGGCGGACCAUUUAUCUUCAUUUCGUCCUUCCAUCUCUCAAAUACAUUCCCAAAGCGAUCAGGACUGAUCUUGUCGAUGCUAACGGGUGCAUUCGACGCAUCUAGCGCUGUGUUCCUCAUCCUUCGACUGCUAAAUGAGAAUACGCACGUGGUCUCCAUCCGAUUCUUCUUCCUGCUCUACCUCGCGGUUCCCGUAUUCAUCGCGGUCGCCCAGAUACUGGUUAUGCCGGCGACAUCAUACAAAACGGCCGGCGAGCUCGUGCACGAAGCCGAGGCGCAUCUGGUCGCGGAAAUGCAUGAUCGAGUCGAUGACCGUAUCGAGAACCGAAGCGAGGGCGAGCGUCAGCGGAAUAGUCGCCGCGUGCGUAGGCAGAGCAUCGUGAAUCACAUCCAGGAUCUGUUGGAUGAUGGGACGGUCUCCUUGGCCGAGACUGUUGGCAUUGACGACUCGGUCUUCCGGGGAGAUCUGGAUAACCCGCAACCUCAACCAGUCCACAGCACGAAUACAAAUACUCAACUCCAAAACAAACCAGCACCACAUGCACCACCGAACACAACCACCAGCGGCGUCUGGGGCGUCCUCCACAACCGCGCACCCCUCCAACAAAUCUUCACACCGUGGUUCAUCCUAAUCGCCACAUUCACCGUACUAAUGAUGCUCCGCAUAAACUACUUCGUCGCCACGAUCCGCCAACAAUACACCUAUAUGCUGUCCCCCACACAAGCCGUGACCCUAAACUCCGUCUUCGACAUCCUCCUCCCAGUCGGCGGACUCUUCUCUGUCCCCUUCACAGGGAUAUUCCUCGACAACUUCCAGACACGGACGGUUCUCACGCUGUUGGCGGGAUUAGCAACUCUCAUCGGCGUGCUGGGGUGUAUUAGACACAGCAUGGCUGCGGCGUAUGCAAACAUUGUCCUCUUCGUUUUGUACAGACCAUUCUAUUAUACGUCUGUCUCGGACUAUGCUGCAAAAGUCUUUGGUUUCCGCGCCUUUGGGAAGGUGUAUGGGCUGAUUAUCUGUCUUGCUGGCAUGGGUAAUUUCGCGCAGGCGGGUUUGGAUGCCCUCACGCUGCAUACUUUUGGUGGGGAUCCCGUGCCGGUUAAUGUAGUUCUCACGCUAGUUGUUGCUGCUGCGGGGGCGGCGCUUGCGGGAUUUGUGGCGUGGAAGACGGGUGCUGUGCCGACUGCAGCAGACCAGGACCAGGGACAGGGAGGUGGAGUUGGAGGUGGGGAUGAGGAAGGAGUGCAAAGUCCAGGUCUACGUCCAGCUCGUGCAGGCAUGGCUGAUGAUGGUGCAUUGUCCGGUGUUGCAGCUAGAGGCUGGGAGACAGAGGAGCAGCCUCUGUUGCAGGGACAGCACCAGCCGUCAUAUGGGGUUGUAUAG